Vanessa tameamea is the source of this 393-nucleotide messenger RNA. RefSeq lists its product as uncharacterized. Lineage: Eukaryota; Metazoa; Arthropoda; Insecta; Lepidoptera; Nymphalidae. The record is from RefSeq and is a predicted model, not a curated record. Bases 1 to 393 code for a protein of 130 amino acids. The transcript has a single exon.
AUGACACAGGUACUUACCGGGUGCGUACACGGAUGCUUCGGUAAGUACCUGCACGGAAUAGCGCGGCGUGAGGUUUCACCCUCCUGCCACGAGUGUGGUGCACCAAUCGACACGGCGCACCACACCCUGAGUGAAUGUGCCGCGUGGGGGCCCCAGAGGCACUCCUUGGCGGCGACUAUGGGCGGAGACCUCUCGCUGUCGAGCAUCGUUAACGAAAUGUUCGGCAGUGAGACGUGCUGGUCGGAGAUGCGCUCCUUCUGCGAAAACGUGAUGUCGCAGAAGGAAACCGCGGAGCGGGAGCGGGAGGAGGAUGCCGCUGCAGACCCGCUCCGCCGAAGACGACCGAGGAGGAGGAAGAAGCGAUACGCGGACCUUCUCCCCCCGCCUCAAUAG